Messenger RNA from Sardina pilchardus (European sardine), 1092 nucleotides. RefSeq names its product LIM homeobox transcription factor 1, alpha (gene lmx1a). Gene Ontology annotation, biological process: regulation of transcription by RNA polymerase II; neuron differentiation. Gene Ontology annotation, cellular component: nucleus. The coding region runs from base 1 to 1092 and encodes 363 amino acids. The transcript is spliced from 8 exons. Gene Ontology annotation, molecular function: DNA-binding transcription factor activity, RNA polymerase II-specific; RNA polymerase II transcription regulatory region sequence-specific DNA binding. The record is from RefSeq and is a predicted model, not a curated record. NCBI's taxonomy places the organism in Eukaryota, Metazoa, Chordata, Actinopteri, Clupeiformes, Clupeidae.
AUGGUAGAAGGCAAGUCGCUGCUGGUACCAGAUUUGACUCCGAGCGCCGUGUGCAAGGGCUGCCACCUGCGCAUCCGUGACAAGUACCUGCUCCGCGUGCAUGACGGCCUCUGGCAUGAAAGCUGCGUUCAGUGUGUUACUUGCCGCGAGCCCCUCACGCACUCCUGCUUUCUGCGAGACAACAAACUUUACUGCAGGCGCGACUACACUAAGCUGUUUGCGGUGCGCUGUAAGGGCUGUGAGGAGGUGAUCAGCCCCGCUGAGCUGGUGAUGCUGGCGGGGAAGGCGGUGUACCACCUGGCCUGCUUCCGGUGCAGCGCGUGUGGGCUGAGCCUGCAGAGAGGGGACCAGUGUGUGCUGAGGGAGGGCAGGCUGCUCUGCGUCGCCGACUACCACCACCAGAGGCCCGCCAGUCCGGAGAGCAGCCUCUCAGGUAAAAGUGAGGAUGACGAAGAUGACGAGGAGGAGGAGGAGGAUGAGGACAGCAGCAGUAAGGCCACCAGUGAGCAGAAUAGGAGUGGCAGCCUGGACCACAAACGGCCCAAACGGCCCCGCACCAUCCUGACCACUCAGCAGAGGCGAGCCUUUAAGGCCUCCUUCGAGGUGUCCUCCAAACCCUGCAGAAAGGUCAGAGAAACGUUGGCAGCAGAGACCGGCCUGAGUGUGCGAGUCGUCCAGGUUUGGUUCCAAAACCAAAGAGCCAAGAUGAAGAAACUGGCCCGUCGACAGCAGCAGCAGCAGCAGCAGCAGCUGUCCCCACAGGACACACACGACGGACCAGGAUUACACACAGUGCCCCCCUGUGGAAUGACCUCUGACCUGGAAGGACUGGCCUCUUUCUCCUCCCUGCCCCCGCAGCAGACUAUCGCCAUGGAGACACAGGGCUUUAAAAUGGACCACUUCAGACAGGGGCUUACUCCCCCACAGAUGCCAGGAGACCACAUGCAUCCCUAUGGCUGUGAGCCCCUUUACUCAGAGAUGGACGGAGACUCCCUUUGUCACCUAGGCGACUGUCUGUCAUCAAGUGACCCCACCCUCUUAACGCCCAUCGACCGUCUGUAUUCCAUGCAGGAAUCCUACUUCACUUCUUGA